AUGCUGUGUAUUCGCCUGUCCCCUGCAGCGGUGCCAGAGGAUAUUGCUUUUCCAGUUGGAUUUGCUUGGGGUGCAGCCACAGCAGCAUAUCAAAUUGAAGAAGGCUGGAAUGCAGAUGGAAAGGGCCCUAAUGUCUGGGACACAUUCACCCAUCAGGGAGGAGAUCGAGUUUUCAUGAACCAGACUGGUGAUGUAGCUUGUGGCAGCUACACUCUGUGGGAGGAAGAUUUGAAAUGUAUCAAACAGCUUGGAUUGACUCAUUAUCGCUUUUCUCUUUCCUGGUCACGUCUGUUACCUGAUGGGACGACAGGUUUCAUCAACCAGAAAGGAGUCAGUUAUUACAGCAAAAUCAUAAAUAACUGGGGAAAUGGCAUCCUGCUUCCGUAUCCCUUCGACUUACCUCAGUUCUUAGAAGGUGAAGGAGGCUGGAGAUCUGAAAAGAUUAUUGCAACCUUUGAUAUUCAUGCAGAGUAUUGCUUCAGAACAUUUGAAGGCUGAGUGAUCACUAUUAAUGAGCCUUAUGUUGUUGCUAUAGGUGGUUGCGAAAAAGGUAUAGCCCCAGUUGGUACCAGAGCUUGCAAGGCAGCUUGUAAUAUAAUAAAAGCUCAUGCUAAAGCCUGACACAGUUACAAGAAGAUAUUUGGACAAAAUAACGUGGACUUGAAUGGGUUCAUCAGGACAAUAUUUAUUGAUUAUGAAUAUCUGGCCAUCAUGAAGUCCCCCAUUGCUGCAAUGCAUUCAAAGCAGGGUUACUUAUCAUCAAGACUUCUAGAGUUCACCAAAGAGGAAAAAAUUAUGGUCAUGGGUGCUGCUGACUUCUUUGCUUUGAACUCUAUAAUUUACAUAACUGAGAAUGGGUUUUUCCAAAGUGACCCUGCUCUACUUGAUGACAAUCAAUGAUGGGAGUAUUUCAGGCUGAUUUUACAGGAAAUUUUAAAAGGUACCACUUAA
Molecule: messenger RNA, 951 nt
Organism: Falco peregrinus (peregrine falcon)
Lineage: Eukaryota; Metazoa; Chordata; Aves; Falconiformes; Falconidae
Product: cytosolic beta-glucosidase
Biological process (GO): carbohydrate metabolic process
Molecular function (GO): hydrolase activity, hydrolyzing O-glycosyl compounds
Source: RefSeq, a predicted model, not a curated record